UUGGUAUUUUUUAGGCCCGUUCUGGACGAGAUGCACAUUGAACAAAAAACGAACAAAGUGAAAAAGGCAGAGAAAAAGCAACGACGCAGCUUGGCAAUUAUAAAAGCCGACUGUAAUGUCUCGCAAAAUGACUCGCCCACCCUCUACUUGGCCAUACUCAACGUAGGACUUAGCAAUGGACUAUCCGAAGAGGCGCUGCUCACCGCAGCCGCUGCAACAGGCGGUCAGGUGUCUCAGGUGCUGAUGUUGCCUUCGAAAUCGUAUUGUUUUCUUAUGUGCACCACAUUGGCGGAUGCGCAGCUAGUGUACGAUGGCAUGCAUAAUCGGGCGACCAUUGGUCAGAAAGGUGCCGUUGCCUAUCUUAGCUAUGUGUCGGAAUUGCCGCAGCAAAGAGAAGAAAACGGCUGGCAGAAGCCUCUGCCAGGUGGACUCGUGCUGUUGCCGGAUUUCGUCAGUGAGGCGGAGGAGGCAGCGUUGCUAGAAGCAAUUGCUGUUGGUGCUGCCAGCCCUACGGACAGCCUAAAGCACAGGCAAGUCAAGCAUUUUGGCUACGAGUUUCUCUAUGGCAGCAACAAUGUGAAUCCGUUACAACCCCUCGAGCAGGGUAUUCCAGCAGCUUGCAAUUUCAUGUGGGAGCGCUUGGAGUUGCCAGCAUUUGAGCCACCCGAUCAACUCACAGUCAAUGAGUAUGAACCAGGACAGGGUAUACCGCCGCACGUGGACACGCAUAGCGCCUUCAAGGAUCCUAUACUGUCGCUGUCACUGCAAUCUGAUGUUGUGAUGGACUUUCGUCGCGGGGAUCAGCUCGUGCAUGUGCUGCUCCCACGCCGUUCGCUGUUAGUCAUGUCAGGGGAGUCACGGUAUGAUUGGACACAUGGCAUCCGACCGAAGCAUAUCGAUGUAGUGGCCACGCCAUCGGGCAGUCUGACAACUCAAGCACGUAGUAAGAGAACCUCUCUUACCUUCAGGCGCCUACGUCGUGGUCCUUGUGAUUGUCAAUAUCCCACGCUGUGCGAUACGCAACAGACGGCAACUCCUCAAGAGGUGUGUGAUAAGCUGGCCACCCAUGCCAGCCACCUGGAGCAGCAGAAUGUACAUGAAGUCUAUGACAAGAUUGCAAACCAUUUUAGCGAUACGCGUCACACACCCUGGCCACAAGUUGCCGAGUUCCUGAACUCUUUUGAGCCACAAUCUGUGCUGCUGGACGUGGGCUGUGGCAAUGGAAAGUACUUGGGCUGUAAUCCUCAACUGCUGUCCAUUGGCUGUGAUCGUUCGCUGGGCUUGCUGGGCGUGGGAAACGCGCGUGGCCUUUCGGUCUUUCGUUGCGAUUGCUUGCAGCUGCCUGUGCGCAGCUCCAGCAUCGAUGGUUGCAUUAGCAUUGCGGUAAUCCAUCAUCUGGCUAGCAGCGAACGGCGGUUAACAGCACUUAAUGAGCUCUGUCGCGUGCUACGUCCAGGUGGAAGGGCGCUCGUCUAUGUCUGGGCCAAGGAUCAGCGUAAGAACGAUAAGAAAUCGACGUAUUUAAGGCAAAAUACCGCCGUCAAUAAGGAACACACGACGGAGCAGGCGCAGCGUCAGAAGCUUGCACGACAGCUGGAAAGCAUGGAUCAGCAGUUGCCAGUUUCUUUACCAGUGCACACGAACCGAACGGAGUUCCAGCAGCAGGAUGUCUAUGUGCCAUGGAAAACCAAAGAUGAACAGCGUACAACCUUUCUACGCUACUAUCAUGUGUUCGAGGAGCUGGAACUGGAAAAGUUGGUGGAUCAAAUGGAAGGAGUUGUGAUUAGGAAAAGUUACUAUGAUCAGGGCAAUCAUUGUGUGAUCUUUGAAAAAAGCUAAAAUUUAAAAUUGAUAGAUAAUAUAAGACUAAAGACAAACCUGU
This is a messenger RNA of Drosophila arizonae, 1882 nucleotides long. Its product is annotated as tRNA (carboxymethyluridine(34)-5-O)-methyltransferase ALKBH8. The record is from RefSeq and is a predicted model, not a curated record. Gene Ontology annotation, molecular function: S-adenosylmethionine-dependent methyltransferase activity; tRNA (5-carboxymethyluridine(34)-5-O)-methyltransferase activity; tRNA binding. Gene Ontology annotation, cellular component: nucleus; cytoplasm. Gene Ontology annotation, biological process: tRNA methylation; tRNA wobble uridine modification. NCBI's taxonomy places the organism in Eukaryota, Metazoa, Arthropoda, Insecta, Diptera, Drosophilidae.